UUGGCUUUUCAUUUUUGUUCUACGUGCUAGUCGCAGCAGACGCUGUAGCAACGAUGCUUUGAAAUAUAUUUCUGUAUGUUUCUUUUCAAACAGAAGUUUAUUUAUCACCAAAUAUUGAAUUAUGAAACCUUACGGAGCGUUUUGCCAGGAUGUUUCUUCUCCAGUCCUUUAAUAACAGAAGAAACUGUGACAUGUAUUUAUUGUUUCAACUCUUUGCUUUGUCAACAGUUCUAGAAUUGGUAAAGUCUUUAAGCUGUGCGGAGGAUUCCACCUUUAUAAAAGACAAAUCGUUUUCCAAUUUACGGAUACUAGAGGGUGAAAUACGUAACCACGAUGGCGUUGAAAAUCAAGCCAGUUGCGCUUUGAAAUGCAAAAGACGUUCUGAUUGCAGAUCGUUCUUUUUCAACAAGAAUACUGCUAAGUGCCAAAUUAAUUCUGUGAUUUACCUUUCUAAAGAUGGAUCAGAAGUGGAUGAAGGAGCUGUAUUCUUCAGGAAAAAAAUGGAGUGUCCUGCACUGCCGUCAGUACCAAACUCUCAACCAGAGUUUGACGUGAACUCUGCCCCUAACGCCACAGGGACGGUACUGAAGUAUACGUGCAAUGUUGGGUACUCGCCACAGGGGAGUGUCAGGUGUCAAGUAGACGGCACGUGGACUCAGAUGUCCUGCACUGAAGACUGUCCCAGUCCUCCGGUCAUACCAAAUAGUAAUCAACUAUUUGCUGCAUCAACUGUCGCUAGAUCCCAAGGAACGUUCUUGCAGUACCGAUGUCAGUCAGGGUUUGUAGCUGAUAAUGGUGUCACAGCUAUCACCUGCCAAGAAGGCUCAACCUGGACUAACAUAGUCUGUAAACUAAUCCGAUCAUGUUCUGAAGUGAAGGCGUGUAACAGUCAGUACGGAGACGGUGAAUACUGGAUUUACCCGGCUCCUUAUGGAACUACAAAAGUGAAAAUCUACUGUCACGGUAUGAAUAGCGGCUCACCCACCGAGUAUGUGACUCUGAAUGUGGUAAACAAGGCAUACUAUCCGGGAAAGUCUAGCCAAGAAUGUGGGCCAGAGACAUUUCCAGGGUGUUCCAAUGGUGGAGGGGAGACGCACUACACGAAAAUUCGUGUCGAUAUUCAGACAAUGGAAGUGGACCGAAUAGACAGCACAUUUUCCACAACAGUUUUCGGCAGCCCCCAAAAUUACGGCGAAGCAAAUGAUUGUUACACAAUACAUUAUGGAGGCAAGAAACAAACGUGUGGUCCAAAGGGAACAUUUAAUAUAGACACGACUGGAACCGGGCUAAUUAUCAAGAAAACGUUAACGUUUCCUGUGUCUGGUUGGAAUGCCUGGGGCCAGACUGUCCGUAACACUGACGGGACAAAGAUCGACUUACUGUGUGGAGGAUGGUCUGGCGGGUGUGCACCAAGUGGAGCGAUGACGUUAGAACUCGUAUCGACUGGCAGCACAGUUCCAUCCAGUUCUAGUGCUGUCGACCCGAUGUGUUCCUAGAGUUAUGGGUAUACACGAAGAUUGCCUCGUACCAUUCCUCGUCUGUUUGCAGUUUGGUGAAAGAUUAUUUAUUCAGCUUUCCAGACAAUAUGGUGUGACAUGGCAUUCAAAAGCUUACAACAAUUAAUCUAGAGAGAACGUUUUCUGGUUGUCGCUAUGUAGAUAAAGUGACAGCGAAACGAGUGCAAUAGCGCAUUGACGAAAGACGAUUUUUGUCGUCAUGAUGAAGAUAUUCUGCCAACACUUCCCACAGAGAGACUUUGAUGCACUAAUUAUGGAAGGAUCACAUACGUUAUGCCAGAUUCUACUACUGAAUACAUUUUACCUCAUCUUAUGGACCCGCUAUGCUUAUUUUUGAAUACACAGUAGUAGUUUUUAUCAUCGAUAUAUACCUAUAGUUUAGAGUUAGUGGGUACUGGGUUCGUGGCUCAGUGUCUGCUCUAACAAACAACUUGUGCACAAUGUAUAUAUACUAUAUGCAAUAAAAUAUGUUUCAAUUAA
Messenger RNA from Gigantopelta aegis, 1997 nucleotides. RefSeq names its product A disintegrin and metalloproteinase with thrombospondin motifs 20-like. NCBI's taxonomy places the organism in Eukaryota, Metazoa, Mollusca, Gastropoda, Neomphalida, Peltospiridae. Gene Ontology annotation, molecular function: zinc ion binding; metalloendopeptidase activity. The coding region runs from base 150 to 1496 and encodes 448 amino acids. The record is from RefSeq and is a predicted model, not a curated record. The transcript is spliced from 7 exons.